Molecule: messenger RNA, 7348 nt
Organism: Onychostoma macrolepis
Lineage: Eukaryota; Metazoa; Chordata; Actinopteri; Cypriniformes; Cyprinidae
Product: GTPase IMAP family member 8-like
Exons: 7
Coding region: 759-3893 (1044 amino acids)
Molecular function (GO): GTP binding
Source: RefSeq, a predicted model, not a curated record
AUGCAGAUAAUAAUCUCAUUCAAUAAUUCAGAUUUAUUUGCUUCAGUAAAGUGGCUAAUAUAUGAGUGUGUAAUGGGGAAAUAAAUAUCAAGACUCAUAGAUGAUCUCAUUCCAAAACCCAUAAGACUUUUGUUCAUCUUCGAAACACAAAUUGAGAUAUUUCUAAUGAAACCUGAGGGAUUUCUGUCCCUCCAUUGACAGUCCAGACAACCAAAACUUUCUAUGUCCUAAAAAAAAUAAAAAAGAUUAUGAAUCAAAUGGUUUAAUCCAGUCUUCUGAAGUGACAUGCUCUCUUUAUGUGACAGGCAGAUUUAAUUUAGCCAUAAUAAACAUUUAUUAAUGCACAUAUUCAGUGCAUCACAUAUGGUGAAUACAAAAGUGCUUGUGUGAGUGACCAACCAAUGAGGUUUUUUCUAGUGCAUCACAACUUAACAUCAAGUCAAAUUGUAAUUUAAUUAUUGUUUCAGAAUUUACAUUUAAGCAUUCUGUAGAUGCUUUUUUACUAAAGUCACUUCAAGCUGUGUAGUGUUCAAGCUUCAAGAGUAUAUUCAGGCUGAUCAAUGUGAUCGUUCAUUGGAAAGCAAACAUGACCCACAGCGGGUGUGCAGAGCUUCAUACGACAUGCUGAAGCAUGUUGAACUUAAGUCUCAGGACUGAUCAGUCUCUUACAGGACGAUGAACAGACAGAUCUCAGGAGUUACAGAAGAUGAUCAGCUGAUGGCUAAAGAAAGAGACGGAGGAGAAAACUGAAUAUCAACAUGUCCAGGAGAGAGGGCAGAGAAAAUGUGGGCCACAAUCCUGCUCGCAAUAGAUCACGAAGCAACAGCAAAAGUCGUUCUAAUAUGGACAGAAGUAGUCAAGAUUUUGAUUGCCCCAACAUGAGUGAUCUGAGGAUUGUCCUGCUGGGGAAGAGCGUGUCAGAAAACAGUGGAGUGGGAAACUUCAUAUUAAGAAGAGCAGCGUUUGACAGUGGAGCUCCUCCAGAUGUUGUAGAGAGAGUCGGAGGAAGAUUGAAGGACAGACGCGUGAUCAUCAUCAACAGUCCUCAGCUGCUCCAGACAAACAUCUCAGAUCAUCAGAUCACACAGACAGUGAGAGAGUGUGUGAAUCUGUCUGAUCCAGGACCACAUGUGAUCGUUCUGCUCCUCAAACAUGAGCAAUGUUCAGCAGAAGAUCAAGAGUGUGUGAAGAAGGUGCUGCUGUCUUUCUCUGAGCAGGUUUAUCAACACACCAUGGUGAUCACCACACAAGAGCCCACUGAAACCAAUGACAUCCUACAGAAAAUCAUUCAGAAAUGUGCAAACAGACACUUCAGUCUUCAGAGCAGCAGCUCUCCUGAUGAUCUUCUGCAGAUGUUUGAGGACAUUGUGCAAAUGAAUGAUGGACAGCACCUGGAUUGUGAAGGUUCACAGCAUUUCGUAAUGACUCAACAGCCCACAGAAAGAUAUUCAGAGAGUGUAAAGCUGAAUCUGGUUGUGUGUGGGAGUGACGGGACAUUAAAAUCCUCCAUAUCAGAGCAGAUCCUGCAGCAGACAGACAGAAGAUCAGACAUGAAGAUUCAUGGACAUCUUCUCACUCUCGUGGAGCUUCCAGCUCUCAAUCAGCUCUCAGAGGAGGAAGUGACUCUCUGCUGUGUGUCUCUCUGUCAUCCUGGAGUUCAUGUUUUUCUCCUCAUUAUUCCUGAUGCUCCAAUUAAUAAUGAGGACAAAGCAGAAAUAGAGGAGAUCCAGAGGAUUUUCAGCUCAAGAAUCAAUAAACGCACCAUGAUCCUCAUAAAGCAGAGUUCAGAGCAUCAGACAGCAGAACUCAAUGAAGAAACAAAGUCUGUCAUUCAGAGUUUUGGAGGACGACAUCAUUUCUUUGGUCCCAAAAUACAAGUGUCUACACUUAUGGAGAAGAUUGAGCAGAUGCUGGAAGAAAACAGAGGAGACUUUUUCUUCACAGAGACAUUUUGGGAAGCACAGAUGAAAAAACUUGAGGAGAUGUUGAAGAAGCUUCACUCACUACAAACACACAUUCAGUCUCAAGGUUUAACAGAGGGUCAAGAGGCUCUGAGGAUUGUGCUUCUGGGAAAAACUGGAGUCGGGAAAAGUGCAACCGGAAACACCAUCUUAGGAAGAGAAGCAUUUCUAGCAGAAGCAUCUCAUGAGUCAAUUACUAAAGAGAGUAAGAGAGAAACAUCUGAAAUGGAUGGCCGACACGUUACUGUGAUCGACACUCCAGGACUGUUUGAUACUGAACUUACUAAUGAGGAGAUCCAGAGAGAAAUCACCAACUGCAUCUCCAUGAUCCUGCCUGGACCACAUGUGUUCAUCAUUGUGCUCAAUUUAGGACAACGAUUCACUCAAGAAGAGGAAACAUCAGUAAAGAUCAUCCAAGAGGCAUUUGGUGAAAACUCAUUAAUGUACACUAUGGUGCUCUUUACCAGAGGGGAUGAUCUGAAGAAGAAAACCAUUGAACAGUUUCUAGGGAAACCUGGAUCUCCUUUGAUGAAGCUGAUUGAAGCGUGUGGAAACAGAUUCCAUGUGUUCGAUAAUAAUCAGACUGAAGACCGAACACAGGUGUCUGAUCUACUGGAGAAGAUAGACAACAUGGUGAAAACAAACGGAGGGAGUUACUACUCAUGUAAGAUGUUCAGACAGAUGGAGAGAGAAAAGCAAGAACAACAGAUGAAGAUCCUGAUGGAGAGAGUCAGAGAAAGUGAAGAACUGAUAGAUAAACUAGAAGAAGAGAAAGAGAGAAUGAAGAUGAUGAUGGAGAAAGAAAGACAGAAUCAUGACAAAGACCGAAAGAGAAGAGAAGAGAAGGAUUAUAAAAGGAGUGAGAGAGAGAAACAGACUCCUGAUGAACAGUAUCAGAGACUCAGCAGUAAAGAGAAGAUCUGCUCUGAAACUGAUGAUUCAAUACAGGACACAGCAUUCAGUAAAGUGGAGACCGAUUACAGCAAAUGGUCCUGGAGUCUUCGCAGUGCCAUGAUGGAAACUGAAAACAAACUACACAAUAAAAUAGAAAAUAAAACAAUUCAUGAGGUUAAGGAAGCUGAUCUUCAAAAAGAACUAAAGGAGGCAAGUGAAGAAGUGGAGAAAUCAAUGUCUGAAUUCUUUGAGAAAGACGAAGAUGCAGAUAUUCUGAUUCAGUGGAAAACAUCUUUUGAAAUCAAAAUCAAAGAUGUUCAAGAAAACAUUGUGAGUGAAACAAAGAGGAAAUUAAAUGAGAUUCUUCAGCAGCGAGACCUGAAGAAAAGGAUUGUUCAGAGGAGACGUCAUGAAAACACUCUCUAUGAAAAGUGCAAACGACUUGCCUUAAAACUCAAAGACAAAGCAAAGGAGGAAGAAAUAUUGAAGAAAGAGUUUGAUUUGUUUUGGGAACAGAGUGUGAAGAAGAUCGUCAAAGACUCUCCUGCAAUCAAAGACAUUAAUAUAAUGAGAGAUGCGAGAAAGAUCUUCGGUAACAUCUAUAAAAUUGCUCAUGUAGGUCACUGGAGAGCGAACAAGGAUAUUUUCACUGUGCCCAGUUAUUCAGGUUAUGUAAAAGUAAACAUAUCCAGUGGAUUAAUGGGAACUGUAUAUGCUCUCUCUACAGAAGAUGAAGCCCAAAUAAGAUCUUUAGUCACAGACGUUGCCCAUCAGACAGACAGAUUUAUUAUCUCUUUUAACAUUUCAAAGAUGGGCUACAACACCAGCUGCAUUCAACAACUCACAGGUCACAUAAGGGCAAAAGUAACAAAACAUGAGGAAGGAUCAGUGAAAUAUGUGUUCAAAAAAAAAUUCUUCAUGGAUUUAGUGUAUUCAAUCUUUAAGAAGGCAAACGAGAUGAUCACUGACCAACAAAGAUUGUUCAGAGAAGCCAAUGAUCCUGUAAUAUAUGUUGAGAAGAAGAGAGGAGUACUGUAGUAUUUUCCAGAAAUAUUGUUAUGGAGCAACAUCAGCUACCAUUUUUGGUGAGAUCGUCUGUCAGAAACUGAAAGAGCCCAUUGAACAGAGUGUCUACAAGAAGAUUGCCAGAGAUCUGGCAAGUGAAAUGAGAUCAAACUGUCCAUCAUUGAAUGGAAACAGAUCAAAUCUGGAGAAACACAUCCUGAAGACACUGGCAGAAGAGGAGGAUUUUGACAAAUACAUGAACUACAUUCAUAAUCCCAGAGAUCACUUCAAGAGUUUCAUCAGAGAUGAAGUCAGUCGGUACAUCACUGAUAAGUUCAGUGACAGUGUUUUACCCAAGAUGAAGGAGAACAUUAAACUCCUGCAGCAGAAGAUCAUGAAAGCAGCACAUGAAUCUACUGAACAUGUUCAAGUCAACAGUGGAGAUGCUGGUUUGUGGUUGAAGAGUUUCACACAGCAGCUCUCAGAUGAGCUGAUCUUCACUGAAAAAGACCUCAGUGGAGUCAAACAUGAAGAUGUUCAUGAUUUCAGCUUUCUAGAAGAUGUGAUAAGACAAGAACUUCAUACUAUAAUGACUUACAUCAGCAGGAGAUUCAGCAGAAAGACAUUUCCACUAAAGCUGGACCAUAAGUUCAGACCUGAUGAGCUUCUGAUUGAUCACUUCUGUCAGUGCUGUUGGGUUCAGUGUCCAUUCUGUAGAGCCACCUGCACCAACACCAUUGAAAACCAUGAUGGAGAUCACAGUGUUCAUCUCCACAGAGUGAAUGGAAUUAAUGGACAGCAUUUCUCUCAAACAAAGUAUCUCUGUGCUGAUAUUUGCACAGGUUUAGUGGCAAGUCACCAGUAUUUUUAUACAUCAGAUGUAGGGUUUCCAUAUAGAGAAUACAGAAGAGCAGGAGGAGUUUAUGCAGACUGGAGCAUCACCCCUGAUCUCUCUGAACUGCCGUACUGGAAGUGGUUUCUGUACAGAUUCCAGAAAGAUCUGGAAAAAUACUACGAUAAGACAUUUCAGGGUCAUGGUAAGAUACCAUUUGAAUGGAGAAAAUACUCAAAAGAGGACGCUAUUGAGAGUUUGGAACAAUAUAUCUAAUGGAGCAGAUGAAAAAAAUGAGACUCUUACAUCUCCUCUCAGAUUGUCCUCAGACUACAGUCAAAUAUUAGUUUCUGUUGCAUUCACUAGUGAGACUCUGAACUCAUCAACACCUCACAGAAAACUAAUAGUACACUGGAUACAAGUGUGAUACAUUUUUUAUUAGAAUCUUCUAUAUUUGAACUUUAGUCUAUAUUUUAAUUUUAGAUUUCUAUGCAACAUUUAACAAAACUAAUUUGUUUUUGUGCUGGAUUUUAAAGAUUUGUACUUUUACAUAGCAACUUUUUUGUUUUGUAUUUCUAUAGGUGAAAUUAGCUAUAGAUAUUCAGAUCAAUCAAAGUUGUUCAAUUUAUACAAUUUUCUUCUUUUCAAAAAUACAAAAGUGUUAUGUAGUUAGAUAUAUAAAACAAUGGAACAUUUAAUAAAAAUCAUGUUUAUCACAUGAUAAUGUUGUAGGGUCCACACAAUUGGCCCAGCGAAGAUAUCCAGUGGUGGCUGAAGGUUUCCUGCUUGUUCGGUCUUUUCUGUGCACAGAGUUAUUAAAUUUAUAACAUUUUAUUUAAAUUUAUUAAAUUCUAAUCUGAUUCCAUUUUAUUAUUACCUCGAAUUUAGGUUAGAACGCCAAUUAUUAUAACACGUUGAGUCUCAUGCUGGCCGAUAUAUAUCUCCUACUCACAAAUUUGUCAGUCUUGGUCAUUAGACAGAGGCGACUGACUAAUAUUCUAGACAGCCCGUGCCAUACUUUGCUCCUUCUAGAAUACAUUAUUUAGUUCCCAUAGAUCUGUACACACUUAAUUAAGGUAAGACUAUAUCUAACUAGAGGUCAUGAACAUUACUAGAACCAAGGCAAGUUGACCAACUUAACUUCCUCUAAUGGUAACUUAUAAAUAUAAUCAUGCCGUGAUUUCUCACGUACACUUAGUUAGAAUAAUAUUAUAGUAAUCAGAGGUUGAGGCUGACCAGAAUUCACACUGUUGCUCUAAAUGGAAAAAAAACCCAAUAUAGCUUCUAAGUCUAAGUAUACAUAACUAAUGCCAAUGUGUUAGUUGAAGCUCUAAAACAUCAUAAAAAAUAAUUUUAGUCCAUUACUAACCUGAGCGUAGAUUUGCAGUGUUAUAGACUUAAUAGAGUCAAUAAUCUCAGAGUAAAUCAGAAUAAAUUCAAAUGUAACAAUGUAACAAUCAAUCAGGUAAAUAUGUAGUAUGCAAAUUACAUAGCCAAUUCAGAGAUAUCAAAUCAAAUCAAUACAAGACAUCAAAUUGUCAAAGAUUAAUCUAAGAGUAAAAGAUGCAUACCUGACUUUAAGAAAAUACAUAGCAUGGAGUGUGUGGACACAUUCCAUAUCACAGGCUCAUUCUGGCUUACAGAAGCGCCCUGAUCUUCUUGCAACUUCCACUUAAGUACCUCAGACCAAGACAGACAUCCUCCAAAAUAUAGACAGGAACUAACAAUUGGAAUUUGCAUUUAUCAAGUCCCAGAUGAGAUCGUUUACACCUUUUUUGGGGAGAGAUGGUAAUUUCCAUGAAUGACACUGGGAAAAGGCACACCCUCUACAGUGAGCAAAAUAUCUCUUCAUAAAAAAUAAAUAAAACAUUUCCUUGACGUUGAUUUUAAAUGACCCUGCAGUGUAACAAUGCGCUCUUCAAUUGCAUGCACAAAUGUGCAGGCAACGCGCUGCAGCCUGUAUCAUUUCAUAUCAAACGCGCGAAAGCUGAAUAAAAUUGUAAAAUUUCUCAGUUUAAACAUUUGUUAUGUUAUCUAUGUUCCAUUGUGAAUAAAAUAUUGGCUCAUGUGAUUUGAAAGUCUUUUAGUUUUCAUUUUAUUUUACUCUUCUCUUUCUGUCAAAUUUAAAAAACGUCCCAACAUAUCUGGAAUUCGGGUUGUAUAACUACUGUAUUUUUUGUGAAAAUCCAAUUCGCACUUAGUGAUAAUAUAUAUAAAAAUCCACUAAAAUUUUAUGUAAAGCAAUCGUAGCACACUUUUAAGCAAUGCAAUUAUAAAACACUUCUGGUGUACUUUAUCUGACUACACAUCAAUUUAAGUGUGUAACGCCAAGCCAGCAGAGGGAGCCCUCACCCGAGUACUGACUGCAUGCUUCUCCCUCUGCUUCCUCUGCUGACACUUCCUGUUUGGUGGCUUUAUAAGCCAGAUACUGAGCACAUGGCAGGUUGCGAAGUAUUGCCAGUUUACCUGCCUUACCGAGCGAUUUCCAUAGUUAUAUUCUGCCUGGCUUAUUGUGUAUUACUCUGCCUGAUUAUUUCGACUACUGAUUUCCUGGAUUUGCCCCUUUGCUCUGUUUGUCUGAUUGGACUGUUACUCUGGUUUUGACCCUUUGCCUGUCUUCAUGUUUCUGUCUGCUGCAAAUCCUUUUAAUAAACUU